Molecule: messenger RNA, 981 nt
Organism: Vicia faba (fava bean)
Lineage: Eukaryota; Viridiplantae; Streptophyta; Magnoliopsida; Fabales; Fabaceae
Source: the annotation of a GenBank genome assembly
AUGAAGUUGAACGGAGAAAUUUCCGAUGGAGAACAAGAUCAAGAGAAAAUGGUGGUUGGUUACGCCUUAACGUCGAAGAAGAAGAAAAGCUUUUUAAAGCCAAACUUUAUUGCCCUCGCAAGGAAUAAGGGGAUUUCCUUUGUUGCCAUUGAUCUAAAGAAGCCGCUGUUAGAACAAGGUCCAUUUGAUGUUGUCUUGCAUAAGUUGCCAGGAAAAGAGUGGCGUGAGAUUAUUGAGGACUACAGGCAUAAACAUCCCGAAGUAACCAUCCUUGACCCUCCAGAUGCAAUUCAACAUUUGCUCAAUCGACAAUCCAUGCUACAAAAUGUGGCAGAGCUAAAUUUAUCGGACUGCCAUGGCAAGGUUGGGGUUCCGCAACAGUUGGUUAUCACUAAAAACCCGUCUACUAUUCCCUAUGAAGUCACCAAGGCUGGAAUGAAGUUACCAUUAGUUGCUAAACCAUUAGUUGUGGAUGGGAGUGCAAAGUCACACGAAUUGUGUCUUGCUUAUGAUGAAUUGUCUCUUUCAAAGCUUGAACCUCCACUUGUUCUUCAAGAGUUUGUUAAUCAUGGUGGUCUUCUUUUUAAGAUUUAUAUUGUUGGUGAAACUAUAAAGGUUGUGAGGCGUUUCUCUCUACCCAAUGUUAGUAAAAAUGAGCUAUUGGAUGUUGAUGGUUUAUUCCGAUUUCCAAGAGUUUCAUGUGCAGCAGCUUCUGCAGAUGAUGCUGAUUUGGAUCCAAAUAUUGCAGAACAUCCACCAAGACCUUUAUUGGAGAGGCUUGCAAGAGAUCUACGUCGUAGACUGGGACUCCGCUUGUUCAACAUUGAUAUGAUACGGGAACACGGGACAAAGGACAUGUUUUAUGUCAUUGAUAUCAAUUACUUUCCUGGGUAUGGAAAAAUGCCAGAGUAUGAGCACAUAUUUAUAGAUUUCCUACUUAGCCUCGGGCACAAUAAGUGUAAGAAGAAGGACGGUACUUAA